AUGGUCUUUUCUUCAUUGCCAGUUGAUGUGGAUGCACCUACUGAACUAUUUCUGGAUACUGGCUUUCUAAAUUUUUUGGUUCUUGACAAUGGUGAUGGUGCUGAUGGUGCUGAUGCCGAUGCUGAUGCUGAUACUGAUGCUGAUGCUGAUGCUGAUGCUGAUGGUGCUGAAGAUGUUUGA
This is a messenger RNA of Dictyostelium purpureum, 180 nucleotides long. RefSeq lists its product as uncharacterized. NCBI's taxonomy places the organism in Eukaryota, Evosea, Eumycetozoa, Dictyosteliales, Dictyosteliaceae. Bases 1 to 180 code for a protein of 59 amino acids. The transcript has a single exon. The record is from RefSeq and is a predicted model, not a curated record.